This is a messenger RNA of Symbiodinium pilosum, 2224 nucleotides long. NCBI's taxonomy places the organism in Eukaryota, Dinophyceae, Suessiales, Symbiodiniaceae. The record is from the annotation of a GenBank genome assembly.
GUUGGGUACCUGGGAUGCAAUCGAGGACGUCGAUGAAGAUCCAGAUGGGCCACUUGCCAAUUUGCAGUCGCAACUCAUGCCGCCUGAUGAAGUUUGCAUUUUGCGGAAUCCGAAAUCUUUGUUCAGCCAGGAUGCAAAAGAUGUUUGCUGGGUCAGUGUUUCCUGCCUUCGCCAGUCAUUAGUGGUGAGAGUUUGGUGGAACCGCGAGAACAAGGCGGGCAGUGAUUCAGAGGGAUCACAGUCUGGCUCUGAUCGCCAGGGCAAACGCAAGUCUACAGCGCCUGCCGCUACCGAUAGUAGCAAGAAGCCCAAGCAAGCUAAAUCGCCCAAGAUGCCUGAUGAACGGCAUCCAAGCCUGUGCUACAUCCUUGUGUGCGAUGAGCGGAAGAAUGGUAAAAGCAAAUAUUGCAAGGAGCACAAGAAGGUAACGGAUGCUAUCCUCUAUCAAGCAGAGCGGCAGAACCGAAAGGCAGAGGUGGAGAAGGUUUUGUCCGAGCAAGUUCAGUGUACAAAAGCUGUGCAAGACUUUCAGAAGGAAAACCCUCCUGGAAGGUUUCGAAAGAAACUGAUAGACUUUGGCCAAUGGUUCAAAACCUAUAGUGUCGAGACAGCCAUCACUGGAAGGGAGGCGGUGGAGCUGUACAGCUUCUCAGAUUUCAGCGACGACAAGACGAAGUCUGGCUGGGACCUCAAGGCAAUCUUGAAGAAGUGGCAGGAAUAUGAACAAGAUCCUGGCGUUGAACAUGAAGGGGAUUCGCUUUGGUUGCCCUUGCGCAAGCAGAAGUUCAGGGAUGAGACAAAGAAGAUAUCCAACGCCUACCAGGAAGCAAGCAAAGCCAUCAAAGAUCCCAAGCCUGAGGACGCAAAGAACUUGAGGCAGUUUUGCCACAAUGCUGCUGCGUCAUUUGCAGACCCUUUCCUCUGUGGGUCCAAGGAUAGCAAGGAUCGCUCCUCCUCUUCAAAUGCGCCAGGCGCUGGGCCUGCUCAAGAGGAGGAGGAGGAACUGGCGCCGGAUGACAAGACCAAGAACAAGAAGAAGAGGAAGACGGUAGACAUUGCCAACGCAGUUGCCACCAACCAUGAGAAGGACAGCAGCAAAGUUCAGAAGGCGCGUGAGCUUCUGGUUGCAGCCAUAGCCGCAGCCAAGGAGGCAUGCAGGAGAGCUCAUGAGCUCUCGAAACUCAAUCCCUUGAAUGAGAGCGGCAAGCUGUUCUUGAAGACAUGCGAGAAUCGACUGGCUUGUGCGCAGCUUUGGGCAGUGGAGUCAGAGGACGACCUGAACAACUGGCUGAAGCUGAAUGACAACUCAGCAGCAGCUAAACGUUCCGCCGCUACUUCGCCAGACAAUCCGCCGCUGCCAGCUGAGAUGGCGGAGAAGGUGUCCUUGUUGCUGAGGGUUGAAGCAGAGUCGGCAGGGCAAGCUUUCUUGCCAGUGCAGGAUAUGUCCAGUCUGUGUUCAGACCUUGAGCUGGCGAAGAAAGUUCAGCAGAUCCUGCAGCUUCAGGAUGCAGAUUCGAUUGAAAACCACAAGACUGAGUUCAAGAAAGUCAUCGCUUCAUGCAGUCAGCUGAAGGAGAGCGUGAGCAAAGGUGCUUCAAAGCUCAACGGACACAUGGACAACCUGAAACGAGAAGAAGCCCGCCAAGCAAAGAAAACUCAAAGCAAGGCCGAGAAGGAUGCCGUCGCCAUGGCCAAACGUAUGGCCAAAAAGGCGGCUGAGGACGCCAAGAUGGAAGAGGUCCAGACCCCCAAGUUGUUCGACAUCGAAGAUGCGAUGCUGUCAAAGUUUCCCAUGCAGGUGGUUCAGGAUGAGGAUGUUGCCAAAGAUGGUUUUGCCUUCGAUGCAGACAAGCCUGCUCACUUGAAGCUUGCCUUCGUUCAGAAAGAGUGGCUGGAUCUUGCUAAGGUCCAAAUGGCUCUUUCUGCGUAUGGAGGGCAGUGCAAGACGCAAACGACCACGAAGGAGUCCGGCAAAGGACAGAUUCCCAUUCAGAAGAAGAAUGGGAGAGAGGAGUCCCUCGCCAUCAUGCAAAAGAUCAUGAAAUCCUGCAAGAUGGAUGGCAACCAGUUCCCCUUUGACGGGUCAGAGGAGCAGAUGUUGAAAGAGAUCUGGUUGUAUGGGUACAUGCCUUCAAGAAAUUUCGUCAGCCCCACUCCGCAAGGCAUGAACAUGUUCAAGUUCCUGGCCACGGGAUGUCCAGCUGUGGGCCUUCAAGCUUACUGA